GAAGAUGAGUGAACAAAGGCAACGCGCCCUCUCCACUUCAGGGGAGGCUCUCUACCUGGUGCUGGCCCUGGACAAGAACAGCACACACGAUGACAUCAAGAAGUCCUACAGGAAACUUGCCUUAAAAUACCACCCUGACAAGAACCCAGACAACCCUGACGCCGCAGACAAGUUUAAGGAGCUGAACAAUGCCCACACCGUCCUGUCAGAUGUCACCAAGAGGAACAUUUACGACAAAUACGGAUCCUUGGGUCUGUACGUCUCGCAGCAGUUCGGGGAGGAGAACGUCAACACGUACUUCAUGCUCUCCAGCUGGUGGGCGAAGGGCCUGUUUGCGAUCUGUGGCGUGCUGACCGGCUGCUACUUCUGCUGCUGCCUGUGCUGCUGUUUCAACUGCUGUUGUGGGAAGUGUAAGCCUCGCGUCCCCGGGGAGGAGGACGCAGAGAGUUACGUGUCGCCCGAGGACCUGGAGGAGCAGAUUCGCACGGACAUGGAAAGAGAUGGUGACACCCCCAUCGUGCAUCAGCCAACCAAUGCCAGUGAGAAGACUCAGUUGAUUGGUGAUGGGCACAGGAGCUACACCUGAG
This is a messenger RNA of Clupea harengus (Atlantic herring), 587 nucleotides long. It is a transcript of the gene dnajc5b, whose product is annotated as DnaJ heat shock protein family (Hsp40) member C5 beta. The record is from RefSeq and is a predicted model, not a curated record. NCBI's taxonomy places the organism in Eukaryota, Metazoa, Chordata, Actinopteri, Clupeiformes, Clupeidae.